Messenger RNA from Scomber scombrus (Atlantic mackerel), 810 nucleotides. RefSeq names its product elastase-1-like. The transcript is spliced from 7 exons. The record is from RefSeq and is a predicted model, not a curated record. Gene Ontology annotation, biological process: proteolysis. Lineage: Eukaryota; Metazoa; Chordata; Actinopteri; Scombriformes; Scombridae. The coding region runs from base 1 to 810 and encodes 269 amino acids. Gene Ontology annotation, molecular function: serine-type endopeptidase activity.
AUGCUCAGAUUUCUUGUCUUGACCUCUCUCGCCGCCCUGGUGCUGGCUGAGCUGGAGCCCCAGCCCAGGUACUUGGAGGACAGCAUUGAGGAGAGAGUUGUUGGAGGCGAGGUGGCCAGCCCUAACUCCUGGCCCUGGCAGAUCUCUCUUCAGUACAAAUCUGGCAGCAACUUCUACCACACCUGUGGAGGAACCCUGAUCAGGAGAGGAUGGGUCAUGACUGCUGCUCACUGUGUGGACAGGUCCAGGACUUGGCGUGUUGUUCUUGGAGAUCACGACAUCAACAGGCAUGAGGGAACAGAGCAGUACAUGAGCGUAAGCCAAGUGUACAUCCACCACGGCUGGAACUCCAACAAUGUUGCCGGAGGGUGGGACAUUGCUCUCCUGCGUCUGUCUUCUGAUGCUUCUCUCAACAACAACGUCCAGCUGGGUGCCCUGCCUCCCUCUGGCCAGGUCCUGCCCAACAACAACCCCUGCUACAUCAGUGGAUGGGGACGUACCCAGACCGGAGGUCAGCUGUCUGCCCAGCUGAAGCAGGCCUACCUCCCUGUUGUUGACCACAAGACCUGCUCCAGCUAUGGAUGGUGGGGCAGCACUGUGAAGGACUCCAUGGUCUGUGCUGGUGGUGGCAGUGAGUCUGGUUGCCAGGGUGACUCCGGCGGCCCCCUGAACUGCAGUGUCAAUGGCCAGUGGGUUGUCCACGGUGUGACCAGCUUUGUGUCCUCUUCUGGCUGCAAUGCCUACAGGAGGCCCACCGUCUUCACCCGCGCAUCUGCUUACAUCAGCUGGAUGAACAGCGUCAGUACUUAA